Messenger RNA from Clunio marinus, 267 nucleotides. The record is from the annotation of a GenBank genome assembly. Lineage: Eukaryota; Metazoa; Arthropoda; Insecta; Diptera; Chironomidae.
AUGUUGUGCAAUUCCACAAGAAAUAACAUUGAAAAUGGUAUCAAUGUUACCGGUAGUGGAAAAUGUGCUUUCAACUUAGCAGACUUUUUGCUUUCAUAUGAUAAAUAUCGUCAAUUAAGUUUUAUUAUGAUUUAUGGUAGUUUUUUAGUUGAAAUUAAAGUGGAAAAUGUUUACACUUGUUUAUGUUUUCAUUCACUUGAUUAUUUUGUACUUUUCGAUGGUUUUCACAUUAUUCAGGCAAAGAAAGAUGUUCUAACAGAUAAAUAA